GGCUGGACAGAGGAGAGUAAACAGUUUAUCGAGCAGGCGGCAGAUGCACCAUGAAGCAGUCAGCAUCAGAUUCAGAAACUGAUGAUUAUGAGCAGCCUCUGCUCCAUCGAAAACAGGACGAUGACAUAAUAAGAGCUCCAGUGCUCUGCUCUUCACGCUAUGGCCUUGCCAUACUGUCCUGUUAUGGGUUCUUCGUGGCAUAUGCGCUGCGUGUGAAUCUUAGUGUGGCAAUGGUGGACAUGCUAAAUAGCAGCAGCAGCAGCAGCGGUGCCAAUGACUCCGUCUGCCCAAGGCACAGCAGUCCUGCACGCCCCAAACACAACCACACAGCCAGUGUGUAUGACUGGGACUCGGAGACUCAGGGCUGGAUCCUGGGCUCCUUCUUUUAUGGCUACAUAAUCACUCAGAUACCAGGUGGCUACCUGGCACGCAAGUAUGGUGCCAAGUGGCUGCUGGGCUUCGGUAUCCUGGGAACUGUGAUCUUCACUCUGCUCACUCCUGUGGCUGCAGACCUGGGUGCUGGCUACCUCAUUGCAGUCAGGGUGUUGGAGGGCAUAGGGGAGGGAGUGACAUUUCCUGCUAUGCAUGCUAUGUGGGCAUCUUGGGCCCCACCACUGGAGAGAAGUCGACUGCUUACCAUCUCUUACGCAGGUGCCCAGCUUGGCACUGUGGUAGCCCUCCCCUUGUCUGGCCAGAUAUGUUUUUACUUGGACUGGACAUACGUUUUCUACAUUUUUGGAGCUGUUGGUCUUCUGUGGUUUAUCCUGUGGGUUUUUCUUGUCAGCAACAGCCCGAGUUCACACAGGAGAAUAUCUGAGACGGAGAGGACCUACAUAACAGCCUCUUUACAAAAUGAACUUUCUCCAACCUCAGACUACAUACCAUGGACAUCCAUCCUCACAUCUGUGCCAUUAUGGGCCAUAGUUGUUGCCCAUUUCUCUUACAACUGGACAUUUUACACAUUGCUCACUCUCUUGCCCACCUAUAUGAAUGACAUACUGGGCUUCAGCAUUAAACAGAAUGGGAUGCUCUCUGCUCUGCCUUACCUGGGCUGCUGGUUAUUGUCUAUGGGAGGAGGCCAGUUGGCAGACUACCUGAGGGAGACCUGCCUCUUUCGCACUGUGAUUGUACGCAAGGCCUUUACUAUCAUAGGCAUGAUGGGGCCCGCUGUGUUCCUGGUAGCAGCAGGUUACACUAACUGUAAUUACAUCAUGGCUAUUAUUUUCCUCACCGUCUCUUCAUCUCUGGGUGGCUUUUCAGCAUCUGGCUUCAACAUCAACCAUCUAGACAUUGCGCCAUCAUAUGCUGGAAUUUUACUUGGAAUCACAAACUCCUUUGCAACUAUACCAGGCAUGGUGGGUCCUGUAAUCGCAAGAUCACUGACCAAAUCUAACACCAUUUUAGAGUGGAGAACAGUUUUCUUCAUCUCAGCUGGGAUAAAUCUGUUUGGAGCUCUCUUUUACACACUGUUUGGUAAAGGUACAGUGCAGCCCUGGGCAGUCCACAGAGUGCAUAUACAGUGAAAAAGACUUUUUUUUAGAUACUAAAUGGAAAUAUGUUUGACUUCAGUGGACGUAAUUCAGAUGAUUCUAUUUGAAAUCUUCAGCACAACUGAUUGAAUGCACCACCAGUUUAAUGACAGACUGGCUAAUUUAUGUCUUGGAAUUUUUUUGUUCAGUUCAUUUGACUGUUCAGCAAAUCUGGUUGAGGUAAAAUGAUGCUCUUAUAAGUCAUGUCUAUUAUUUCACAUGCAAGUAGCCACAAUGAUAACCAACUAACAUGUUUAUCCAUGUUACCACCUCUGAUUACAUAUUCACAGAGUACAUUCAAAUGCUUUCUUCAUUUGCACUUACAAUUAAAAAGUGCUGUAGUAAAGUAACAAUUUACGUGUAAAUGACUAUAAUAGUUGCUUCCACUGUAAUAACACUCCACAGUCCUUUUAUCAUCUUUUUGAUCAUUUACUGACACAUCAUAUUUCUAUUUAGAAUUAUUAAGUGCCAGCUAUAAGCAUUGUGAAGAUGGUGGGAAUGUGGUCCAUUAGCACGCCUUCAUUCCUUUGACUUCAAUAUGUAUAUAGCCAGUUCUGUUAGGAUAAUGAAUUCUUAAUGCUACAGACUGUAAUCUUUUGAAGCAUCUUGGGAAUCAAUUUGAAUGAGUUCUCCUCUUCUUUGUUUUUAAGAGUACAACAUAGCAAAGGUGUUUAAUGAGAAGCCUUCAUAUGUCUCUCUGUAAGCUGUGAUGGAUUAAGGGCCUUAUUGUUUUCUUCCAAUUGUGCCUUAUUUUCAUCAUAAAUCUCGGUUCAUUAGUCCCAACAUUUCAUAUGGUCAGACUUGCACAGUAGAAACAGUUAGUACAUUAUAAAACAGCCGCACAUGCUUUCUGAGAUUUUUCUGUUGUUUCACAUUGAUUGUUUACAUUGAUACUUGAUUAUUUGAUGCCAUAAAUGGGAACUGGAGUAUUUUGUUUGCUUGUUUUUUUGUUUGUUUGUUUUUUUUUGUACUUAAAAUAUGAAUUCAGAUUUCUCAGGAAUCAAUUCUAAGCGUAAGAAUGAAUUAUGACAGCGUAAUCCUUCAAGAAAAAUAAACAAUUCCUCCCAGUGUAGGCAAAGAUGUUUUGAUGCAGUGUGUAUACAAGCCAUCUGUCAGAAUUGAGGAGUGGAUCUUCUUGCAUUCUUGCAUCUGUUUAAAGGAAAUAAAAGACAUUUAUUGAUGA
This is a messenger RNA of Pygocentrus nattereri (red-bellied piranha), 2712 nucleotides long. RefSeq names its product solute carrier family 17 member 5 (gene slc17a5). The coding region runs from base 51 to 1523 and encodes 490 amino acids. The record is from RefSeq and is a predicted model, not a curated record. Gene Ontology annotation, molecular function: transmembrane transporter activity. Lineage: Eukaryota; Metazoa; Chordata; Actinopteri; Characiformes; Serrasalmidae. The transcript has 11 exons. Gene Ontology annotation, biological process: transmembrane transport; monoatomic anion transport.